AUGGCUCCUUAUGAGGCUCUUUAUGGGAGGCGUUAUCGAUCUCCAAUUGGUUGGUUUGAACCAACUGAGGUGGAAUUGUUGGGUCCGAAUUCAGUUCAUGAAGCAAUUGAGAAGUUGCCAUCCGAUAUGGCCAUGGUGCACCCUGUGUUUCACGUUUCGAUGUUGAGGUUGUACAAACCUGAUCCUUCCUAUGUGUUGAAUCAUGAACAAAUUGAAAUUAAUGAAGGGUUAACCUAUGAAGAGAAACCGGUUCAGAUUCUAGAUCGUCAAGUUAGAAGGUUGAGAACAAAGGAUGUUGCAUCGGUUAAAGUUUUAUGGCGAAACCAUAAUACUGAGAAAGCUACUUGGGAAGCAGAGGAGGACAUGAAGAAGAGAUAUCCCCACUUGUUCCCUAUGGGAGGUAUGAGCUAG
Messenger RNA from Lycium ferocissimum, 411 nucleotides. RefSeq lists its product as uncharacterized. The coding region runs from base 1 to 411 and encodes 136 amino acids. NCBI's taxonomy places the organism in Eukaryota, Viridiplantae, Streptophyta, Magnoliopsida, Solanales, Solanaceae. The transcript is spliced from 2 exons. The record is from RefSeq and is a predicted model, not a curated record.